Gigantopelta aegis is the source of this 5042-nucleotide messenger RNA. RefSeq names its product coatomer subunit beta'-like. Lineage: Eukaryota; Metazoa; Mollusca; Gastropoda; Neomphalida; Peltospiridae. Gene Ontology annotation, molecular function: protein binding; structural molecule activity. Gene Ontology annotation, cellular component: COPI vesicle coat. Gene Ontology annotation, biological process: retrograde vesicle-mediated transport, Golgi to endoplasmic reticulum; intracellular protein transport; endoplasmic reticulum to Golgi vesicle-mediated transport. Bases 115 to 3078 code for a protein of 987 amino acids. The transcript has 21 exons. The record is from RefSeq and is a predicted model, not a curated record.
CGGAAGUGCAUGCGCAAAAGGACAGCCACGUAUCGUGAACCGACGUUUGAUGUCUAUUCCACUUUAUUCUGACAUAUAUUUCUCGAUUUUGUGAAGAAAAGGAACGUUUUAAAUAUGCCUCUUCGACUUGAUAUAAAGCGGAAGCUAUCGGCUCGAUCUGAUCGUGUGAAAUGUGUCGACCUACAUCCAUCGGAACCAUGGAUGCUGGCCAGUCUAUACAACGGAAAUGUCCAUAUAUGGAAUUAUGAGUCACAGCAACUGAUCAAAUCGUUUGAAGUGUGCGACCUUCCUGUGCGAGCGGCGCGGUUUGUUGCCAGAAAGAAUUGGGUGAUCACCGGAUCAGAUGAUAUGCACAUCCGUGUUUUCAAUUACAACACGCUGGAGCGAGCGCACCAGUUCGAGGCACACUCGGACUACCUGCGAUCCAUCGCCGUUCACCCGUCACAGCCGUACAUCCUGACUAGCAGUGAUGACAUGCUGAUCAAGCUGUGGGACUGGGACAAGAAGUGGACAUGCACGAUGGUGUUCGAGGGACACACCCACUACGUCAUGCAGAUCGUCAUCAACCCUAAAGACAACAACCAGUUUGCCAGUGCCUCGCUAGACAGAACUGUCAAGGUUUGGCAUCUUGGUUCGCAAACAGCAAACUUCACGCUGGAAGGUCAUGAAAAGGGAGUUAACUGUUUAGAUUACUACGCCGGAGGAGACAAGCCUUACAUAAUGUCAGGAGCUGAUGACCGGUUGAUUAAAAUCUGGGAUUACCUGAACAAGACGUGUGUCCAGACACUGGAGGGCCACGCCCAGAAUGUUUCCGCCGUCUCCUUCCACCCCGAGCUGCCAAUCAUCUUGACAGGCUCGGAAGAUGGAACUGUGCGGAUAUGGCACGCGAACACGUACCGACUUGAGAGCACCCUGAACUACGGGCUGGAGAGGGUGUGGACAGUGGCCUGUCGGAAAGGAUCCAACAACGUGGCUCUAGGAUACGAUGAAGGAAGCAUCAUAAUAAAGCUGGGUCGGGAGGAGCCGGCCAUGUCGAUGGAUUCGAGUGGGAAGAUCAUCUGGGCGAAGCACGCCGAGAUCCAGCAGGCCAACAUCAAAUCGAUGGGAGACCAGGAGAUCAAAGAUGGGGAGCGGCUCCCCCUCGCCGUCAAGGACAUGGGGAGCUGUGAGAUCUACCCACAGACCAUCGCUCACAACCCUAACGGAAGGUUUGUGGUAGUGUGUGGAGACGGAGAGUAUAUCAUCUACACAGCGAUGGCGUUAAGAAACAAGAGUUUCGGCUCGGCCCAGGAGUUUGUGUGGAGCAUGGACUCGUCCAUGUACGCGGUCAGGGAGGGAUCCACCAGCAUAAAGAUCUUCAAAAACUUCAAAGAACAGAAAUCAUUCAAACCAGACUUUGGGGCUGAGGGUAUCUGUGGAGGUUUCAUGCUGGGGGUUCGGUCAGUGAGCGGUCUGGCGUUCUACGAUUGGGAUUCCACAGAACUGGUCCGGAGAAUUGAAAUCACACCUAAACAGAUCUACUGGAGUGAGACGGGAGAACUGGUGUGUAUUGCGACUGAAGAGUCGUUCUUCAUCUUGAAAUACAGCACAGAGGCUGUGGAUCGUGCACGUGAAACCAAGGAAGGGGUCACUGAGGAUGGCAUUGAAGACGCGUUUGAGGUAGUAGGAGAGAUUGAAGAGGUCGUAAAGACCGGCCUGUGGGUGGGUGACUGUUUUAUUUACACGAACAGCGUCAAUCGUCUCAACUACUACGUGGGAGGGGAGAUCGUCACUGUCGCACAUUUAGACAGAAUGAUGUACCUGCUGGGCUACAUCCCGAAGGACAACCGCCUGUACCUGGGAGACAAGGAGUUGAACGUCAUCAGCUUCUCACUGCUCGUCUCCGUCCUCGAGUACCAAACCGCCGUCAUGAGGCGCGACUUCGAGACCGCCGACAAAGUGCUACCCACAAUCCCUAGAGACCAGAGAACUAGAGUGGCUCACUUCCUCGAGAAACAGGGAUUUAAGUCUCAAGCAAUGGCUGUGACCAGCGACUCGGAACACAAGUUUGAGCUGGCUGUUGGCCUCGGAGAUCUGAAAAUAGCGUACCAGCUAGCUAAAGAAAUUGAGUCUGAACAGAAGUGGAAGCAGCUUGCGGAGCUGGCGAUAAAGAAGUGUGAGUUCGGCCUCGCCCAGGAGUGUCUGCACCAGGCGCAGGACUUCGGGGGUCUACUGCUGCUCGCUGGCUCGGCCGGCAACGCAGACAUGGUGUCGAAAGUGGCCAGCACGGCAGAGAAAGCCGGACAGAACAACGUGGCCUUUUUGUCAUACUUUACAUUGGGCAGACUGGAAGAAUGUUUGGAAGUGCUCAUCAACACAGGCAGGUUACCCGAGGCGGCUUUCUUCGCAAGAACCUAUUUGCCUAGUCACAUCUCAAGAGUGGUGUCCCUUUGGCGACAGAACCUUGCCACGAUAAACAAGAAAGCGGCCGAGUCGCUAGCCGACCCGACGGAGUAUGAAAACCUCUUCCCGGGACUACGAGCCGCGUUUAAGACGGAGCAGUUCCUCGAGCCACAGAGGAGGAGGUUACCACCGGCCAGCGCUUACCCCAAGAUUCCGUCAAACAGUGAGAGGAACCCCGUUGACGAGAUGAUGCGUGCGGAGGAAGCGGGUAACUUCGUGUACGCGUCGCCGACUGAUGCUGAGGUCGAUGACGAUGAUGAUGAAGAGUUUGACGACGCGAAGGAGAAGACUGAGGUAAAACACCAUGAAGAUCACAAACCUGAAGAAACGUUACCGAAAAUCAGUUCUGCACCAACACAACCUGCCCCUAAAUCUGAAAAUCCACCCCCUGUCACCAAGUCUGAAACUCCGCCCCUGGUCGCCAAGUCGGAACCUCCUCCUGCCAAGCCUGAAACUAAACCAGACGUCUCUAAACCGGAACCCCCGACCGCGACGGCGAAAUCCGAAGAAACUCCCAGCAGUCGAACAAUUGACGAGAUAGAGAAGGAAUUGGAGCUCGAUUUAGAAAACAUUAAAAUAGAUGACAACAUUGAUACUUCUGAUGUAAAUUUAGAUGAAGAUCUGUUAGAAGACUAGUUACAUAAUGGAAAGACUUUUCUUUAUUUGCCUGACAAACCGUUCACGAAGAAACUGUUGACAAAUAAACAACUUAUUGUGCACAAACAGCUGAAUAGACACAAAUAAGUAACCGACGGUGCACAGAUGUUGAUUGUGCACAAGAAGCCAGCUGAUUGAGCACAAAUAACCGAGUAAAUAUUUAAAAUCUGAUUUUGCACAGACACUGAAUAGUGCAAAAAAAUAGGUAACUGGCUGUGCACCAGAGUUGUUCAAGUUGGAUGAAUAUCUGAAUGUUCACAAAUUCCGAAUGACUAAAGGAAAGAAAUGAGAACCUGGAUGAACAGGUUUUAAAAUGUUGGGUUUCAUCUUCACUGGAAAAUAUAUUUCUGAAGAGUAACCGACUGGGGGAAAUGGGUUUUGUUAAAUUUAAUAAAUAUUUGUCUGUAAAUAAUAAAAAUGAAUUGUUAUUUUUUUUUAUUCCACUGUGUUACGAUUCAACAAACCAAGAAAAUAAUUUGAUUUAAAGCAAUUUUUAGUGACAUGUCAUAUUUAACCAGCAGUUAUGUGUCCUAAUUGCUGAUCAACGAGCAAUUUUUUUUGUGGUAAUGUAAUAACGCGAAAUGCUCACCAAGUAUAAUUCGACAUCAAUUUUUAUUUUAAUAAAAAUUAUAGCACCGUAAUCCACUUGCAAAAGCAGAUAUAUUGAACUGCACAUUUUGGUGCAUGCAAAAGUUGGGAGUAGGCCCAAGUAUCUACUGCACCACAUAUUCUUUUGUAAUAGUGGAUCCAUUCAGGUUUUUACCAUUCCAGCUGCAUUAUGUCUGGGGAUUAUCAAAGGUUAUUGUAUGAGCUGUCAUAACAAAAUGCAUAUUGAAGACCUGUGGAUGUCGACCAAUAUGUGUAACUUAUGUGACAACAAAUUUCCUCUGAUUUUCUGCAUGUGGAAACUCCUAUAAAAAGUUGAGUGGAUUGAACUGCCUGUAAAGCGGUAUUCAACAGGACCUGGGGCCUAAUUCACAACGGUCUCUUAGGCUCUGUUAGACAACAAAGCAUCCUUUUUGCACUGUGAUAUCACUGUGAGAGUUAAGUGGAUUAGGCUCCUGGUAUUUUGAAGUGAUAUAACAAUCUACCAGCUUUUGUUUAGCUGUGAGAAAUUCACUGUGAACUGUUCUACUGUGACUAUCAAAAUGACUGAUCUUUUAUUUUUAGUUUACACAGCAACUAUACUGUGUAAUGUUUAGCUCACGUUGUUAUGUUGGUUAUCGCUUCAUCACAUUGAUGAUUGUUAACAGUAUUUUACAUCAUUUGCCAUAUACACCACCAUAAAAGGUACCAUUAUUAUGAGGGAUAUUAAAAUAUCAAGUUGUUUUGUUUUGGAUUUUUUAACUGAAAAAGAAGAAGUAAUUUACAAUGUAUAUUUUAAUUAGGAAAACAAUAAGUGGUAUUAAAAUAUUAAUACAUUUUUAAAAAUUGCUGGAUUAAUUUUUUUAUUUUAUUAAUAUGGUGGAUACAAUGUUACAAUCAAAUAGUGGUUUUAAACAAAUGUACUGUAUGAAUUUAUAUGCUGAAAACUAAAAUUACUCUGUGCUAAAUAUUUGUUAGCAAUUUAAAAAUUGGGUUUGAAAUUUGUCACCAUAUUCAGGACAUUUUGGCACAAAUAAAUGAUAUAAAACAAAACUUACUCAAUGUUGAAUUACGAAAUAUAAUUGCUGUGUUGAACUUCAGUUCAUAGUUAGUGAUUGGUAAAUACCAUCUUAAAAUAUUGCAUAUAAAUAUUGCUUCAACUCUCCAAUGUUGUUUACACAAACAUUGACACUUUUUUCUUUUUUUUUCUUCAGUGUAUUUAAACAUUCCACAUUACGGGGCCUCAGUUUACUGUAAACAAUUCUGAAUAGUGCAUUUUUGUGAAAUUGUAACAUGACCACACCACUGUAUUUAUUUAUACAUUGUAUAUUGAAUGCAAUAAACAAGAUUUCAGUAUG